Molecule: messenger RNA, 833 nt
Organism: Rubroshorea leprosula
Lineage: Eukaryota; Viridiplantae; Streptophyta; Magnoliopsida; Malvales; Dipterocarpaceae
Source: the annotation of a GenBank genome assembly
CGGUAGCUAGUUUCCAAACCAGCUGCAAACCCUAUCAGUGUGUUCAUCUAGUGUGAAGGUGAAGAUGAAGGAGAAGGUGGAGGUGGAGGCAGAGGCAAAGAGAGGCAAAGGCGAAGGGAGGCAUAGGCAAAGGUGGAGCCAGAAGCAGAGACAAAGGUGGAGCCGAAGUCGGAGUCGAAGAUCAAGAUUGGAGGUUAUGAGAGGCGACUUCAAGGGACUGUGUCUUAAACUGUUUUAAACUGGUAUUUUCUUGCUUUACAUGGACUAAAGCAAAGGUAGGGAGGAUAUGUUAGUUUCCAAGGGUGCUGGUGCUAUGGGGUUAGUUUCCUUAAAUUUGAUAUGUUAGAUGGUGUUGAUUUUAUUUUCUUUUCUUUUUUUCCAGAUUUAUCAUUUAUUGAUAUUUUCCCACUCUGAUUUUUCUUUUUUAGCAAAAGCGCAAAUAUAAUGCCUUUGAUUGGAAUGAUGGAUAAAUACUUGGAAGAGCACAUGAUGUAAUUUGGAAUUCACAACUGAAAGUUGAGUGUUUGAAUAAGGAAGUGGGGGAACUUGAAAGAGAUAAAUUUAUUAAUGUUGAGAAAGCUGUUGAGAAGCUAAUGGAUCAUGUAAGGUUUGAAGGGAUGGAUCAAGUUGGAAAGCUGCAAAUGAAUUUCUCAAUUGUGCUUGUGCUUGUAAAUUCACAAUUUAGUUUAUAGCAUUUGGUAGAGUUAUGUUAUGGAUGUUAGAAAAUGCCAUGAAUUUCAAACUCUGGAUUCUUUGUCUUCUUUUGCUAUGUAUGGAUCAUGAACAAUGUAUGUAAUAUUUUCAGCUUUUGAUAAUGAAAAGCAAAUGUAAUU